GGCUUGUUAGAGUGCUGCGCGAGAUGCCUCGUAGGGGCCCCCUUUGCUUCCCUGGUGGCCACUGGAUUGUGUUUCUUUGGGGUGGCACUCUUCUGUGGCUGUGGACAUGAAGCACUCACUGGCACAGAAAAGCUAAUUGAGACCUAUUUCUCCAAAAAUUACCAGGACUACGAGUAUCUCAUCAAUGUGAUCCAUGCUUUCCAGUAUGUCAUCUAUGGAACUGCCUCUUUCUUCUUCCUUUAUGGGGCCCUCCUGCUGGCUGAGGGCUUCUACACCACCGGCGCAGUCAGGCAGAUCUUUGGCGACUACAAGACCACCAUCUGCGGGAAGGGCCUGAGUGCAACGGUAACAGGGGGCCAGAAGGGGAGGGGUUCCAGAGGCCAACAUCAAGCUCAUUCUUUGGAGCGGGUGUGUCAUUGUUUGGGAAAAUGGCUAGGACAUCCCGACAAGUUUGUGGGCAUCACCUAUGCCCUGACCGUUGUGUGGCUCCUAGUGUUUGCCUGCUCUGCUGUGCCUGUGUACAUUUACUUCAACACCUGGACCACUUGCCAGUCUAUUGCCUUCCCCAGCAAGACCUCUGCCAGCAUAGGCAGUCUCUGUGCUGAUGCCAGAAUGUAUGGUGUUCUCCCAUGGAAUGCUUUCCCUGGCAAGGUGUGUGGCUCCAACCUUCUGUCCAUCUGCAAAACAGCUGAGUUCCAAAUGACCUUCCACCUGUUUAUUGCUGCCUUUGUGGGGGCUGCAGCCACACUGGUUUCCCUGCUCACCUUCAUGAUUGCUGCCACUUACAACUUUGCCGUCCUGAAACUCAUGGGCCGAGGCACCAAGUUCUGAUUUCCUGUAGAAAUUUCCCUUUCUCUAAUAGCGAGGCUCUAACCACACAGCCUACAAUACUGCGUCUCCCACGUUAACUCUUUGCCUUUGCCACUGACUGGCCCUCUUCUUACUUGACAAGUGUAACAAGAAAGGAGGGUCUUGUGGUGAUUAACGUCUCUCUGUGAACUCUCCCCUUUUAUGUACCUCUUUUAGUCAUUUUGCUUCAUAGCUGGUUCCUGCUAGAAAUGGGAAAUGCUUAAGAUGGUGACUCCCCACCUGCAAGUCACAGAGAAGUGGAGGCUCUAAUUCAAUUUUCAAGCAUCUCUUGAGGACCAGGAAGUGUUUUCAUCUCAAAGGGCACUUCCACUGAUGGAGACAAAGUGGAAAGGAAGAUGCUCAGGUAGAGAGAAGGGAUGUACCUGGUCCCCUUGCCAUCUUGGGGGCCAACUGUAUUCUCCUUGGUGUACAAAACAGAAAACUCACUCCUGUCUCCCUAUUUCCACUGAAGAUAGAA
Messenger RNA from Sus scrofa (pig), 1327 nucleotides. RefSeq names its product proteolipid protein 1 (gene PLP1). The record is from RefSeq and is marked provisional. Gene Ontology annotation, cellular component: plasma membrane; myelin sheath. Gene Ontology annotation, biological process: central nervous system myelination; axon development. Gene Ontology annotation, molecular function: structural constituent of myelin sheath. Lineage: Eukaryota; Metazoa; Chordata; Mammalia; Artiodactyla; Suidae.